GAACCUCUGUGGUGAGCAGUGUUACGCUCGGAUUUCGUGGUGGUCGCAAGUGGUCCCACUUCAGCUGGUUUCGGCGAGUUUUUCGUUUGGUUGUGUGGCAUUCUGCGCUUGCCGUGAUGGUGCUGCUGAGGAAGUGCUGUUGCUGCUGCCUCGGCCUGCGAGCUGGCUCCCUGGCCAUCGGGAUCAUUUCUCUGCUGGGAAACGGCGCUUCCUCCUCCUGCCGUGGGUGUUCUUCACCUUCCUGAACAUGGUGAUGGCGUUCUCCGGCGGGAUCCUCGUCCUCAUCAACUCCCACGGCUACGCGGCCAACAUCAUCGUCGGCUUCAUCGUCUUGGCCAUCUCCAUGACGUGGAUCUACUUCUCGUGCGUCGUCUUCAGCUUCUUCCAGGCUCUCCAAGAUGGGGAAUAUUGGUGAUCGGGCGAUGGCAGCAGUGUGGGGAGGGAAGAGAGGGUGUUGUUGUUUUUUUUUUAGCAAAAGAUGGCGUUGGUCUUUUGUUUUUUCUUUCUUUCUUUUCGGGUCUUGUCUGAUUUUUUUUUAUUAUUAUUUGUAUGAAUCGU
Messenger RNA from Penaeus vannamei (Pacific white shrimp), 558 nucleotides. NCBI's taxonomy places the organism in Eukaryota, Metazoa, Arthropoda, Malacostraca, Decapoda, Penaeidae. The record is from RefSeq and is a predicted model, not a curated record.